CGUCACGAGAUGCCCUUGGCCCCGCCCCCUUUCUCCACUUCCUGCGUGGGUGGGGGAAGCGCCUGGUUGGGGGGCCGGCGUAUGCGCGCGCCGCGCGGGAGCGAUGGCGGUGCCCGCGCUGCCCACCCCGCGGUACGACCACGUGGGGCCGCACGGGCCGUUCCGGGAGGUGUACAAGCCGGCCGAGGACACCUUCCUGCUGCUGGAUGCUCUGGAGCAGGACGCGGCCCAGCUCCAAGAAGCUCGAGUUGAGAUCUGCCUUGAAAUAGGAUCUGGCUCUGGUGUGGUUUCAACAUUUGUGGCUUCCAUUAUUGGAUCCAGUGCACUCUACAUAUGUACAGAUGUCAACCCUAUGGCAGCUUACUGUACACUGGAGACAGCUCUGCUGAACAAUGUUCACCUUCAGCCAAUAAUUACUGACUUGGUCAAAGGAUUGUCACCAAGAUUAAAUGGGAAGGUUGAUCUCCUGCUGUUUAAUCCACCAUAUGUGGUAACACCUUCUGAAGAGGUGGAAAGUCAUGGAAUAGAGGCAUCCUGGGCUGGUGGCAAAAAUGGCAGAGAAGUAAUGGACAGGAUUUUUCCAUUAGUAGCAGACCUACUUUCAACAGCUGGAUUAUUCUACUUGGUCACAAUUAAAGAAAAUAAUCCAGAUGAAAUUCUGGAAACAAUGAAGAAACAUGGCUUAGAAGGCACAAGAGUACUUUCCAGGCAAGCGGGAAGAGAGAUGCUUACUAUUCUCAAAUUCAGGAAGUCUUGCUGUUCUUAAUCUUCUAUGUAUUGGGUAUGCAAAAAGCUGAACAUUGUCAAACCAAUUUUUUAAGCGAGAAUUUUCACACUAAAUUGUACCCUCACUUCCCAGCUACUGAUCAGUCAAACUGAUUAUAGACUUAGUAUUGUAUUGUAUUUUUAUUUUGGAUGUCAGCCAGCUUUUAUCUACUGUCAGAGUACAAUUGUCCUCUGGCCAUCCAUACAACAGUUGUGGGUGGAACUGAAGUAUCUUCUCAAGGAGCAGUUUGGCAUUUGCACUUCAGUACUAAAGACUUUUUUUCUAUAAACAAAGUAUUUGUAUAUUUGUCUUUGUGGUUUAUUAAAAUAAUGUAUUUGUUAUA
Molecule: messenger RNA, 1109 nt
Organism: Dromaius novaehollandiae (emu)
Lineage: Eukaryota; Metazoa; Chordata; Aves; Casuariiformes; Dromaiidae
Gene: HEMK2
Product: N-6 adenine-specific DNA methyltransferase 1
Exons: 6
Coding region: 104-766 (220 amino acids)
Biological process (GO): methylation
Cellular component (GO): eRF1 methyltransferase complex
Molecular function (GO): protein methyltransferase activity; S-adenosylmethionine-dependent methyltransferase activity; nucleic acid binding
Source: RefSeq, a predicted model, not a curated record